Molecule: messenger RNA, 2151 nt
Organism: Caenorhabditis sp. 36 PRJEB53466
Lineage: Eukaryota; Metazoa; Nematoda; Chromadorea; Rhabditida; Rhabditidae
Source: the annotation of a GenBank genome assembly
AUGGAUCGGGACAACUUUUCAAACGGUCGACGAGCCAGACACUUCGGCAGAUCGAGCCAAGUGAGUUUCGAAAAUCGUUGCGAUCAAUUGUAUUAUUUUAUACAGAAUUUCUCGAAUUCCAAUCGAAUUGACAGCAAAAGAACUCUGCGAGACAUCUAUGUCAACGAAAAUCACAACGGUAAGACGUAAUUUGAAGUAUUUGAAAAAUGAGGAUUUUUGAGAUUCUUUCAAUCCGCCAAAUUUUUUCGCAAGUCCGAAUCCGUUCAUGGGCAGUCCGCAGGCGUUUCAGCAGGACGUAUUCCGUUUGAUGACUCCACCUCCAUCUGAGGUGAGGAAAAGUGACUCGAACAUCAAAAUGGUCGUUAAACAGAGCGGAUUUCUUCGUGACACGUCGGAUAUGACCCUCCAACUGGCUGCUCUUGGCUUCAAUGCCAACGAGAGUUGGCAGAGAAAGUUGCGAAUGCAAUCGAUGAACGAACUGCCCAAGUACAUGCGAAAUAGCCGACUGUCGAGUCUUCCGGCGUGGGCUUUGGACGAGAAUCGAGAGAUUCGCAAUGAUCUGACUCUGCGAAAGGUAGUCGACGAAGGGCUGAUUUUAAUGUUUGCCAUGGACAAAUCCGGAUGCCAGUGAGUUGAGCAAGAUAUUAAUAGCACGUUAGUUGAUUUCAGCUUUCUGCAAAGUAAUUACUACGGCGAAAACACGAAGAAUGUGGAUCCGUACACUCGCAAUCGAAUCGGGAAGGAAGUGCUCGGAAAUCGAGAGGUUUUCUUCACAAUUUCCAAGAAUAUCUUCGGAAACUUCUUUCUGCAACGCGUGAUCGAGUAUUCGGAUAGUGUGGAGCAGGAGAUCAUUAAGAAUUACAUCAUCAACGACAUCACCGCUUUGUGUCUCGACAAGAGCGCGUGUCGUGUCGUUCAGACCGCCCUCGAGAUGUUGGAGCCGCAGUUCGCGGACGCGAUCGUCGCCUCAUUGCCCCGCAAGAGCCGUCUCCUGUCGAUCUGCACUGAUCAGAAUGCGAACCACGUCAUUCAGAAGGUCGUCAAGAAGAUGCCGCUCUCCAGAUGGGAGUUCCUCGUCAGCUAUCUCUGCAAGACCGACCACGACAAUCUCAUGGAUGUGUGCCAGGACAAGUACGGUUGUCGCGUCGUGCAGACGAUUGUUGAGGUGCUCUCGGUUCACAAGGAAUGCGAUCAAGUAAGGCUUUGUAAAGAAUCUGUCAAAAAUGGGAACUUUCAGGCGGAAAAUAAGGAGAAACUGCGUGUGCUGCACCACCUGAUGACGAGAAUUCUGUCGAAAUGCCAGAAGCUGGCCACGAAUGAGUUCGCCAACUACGUCAUUCAGCACAUCAUCGAAACGCCCGGCGUGCUCUCCGUUUAUCGCGACGCCAUCAUCGAGAACUGUCUGCUCCGCAACCUGCUCUCAAUGUCGCAGGAGAAGUACGCGUCGCACGUUGUCGAAAGAGCGUUCGUGUUUGCUCCGCUCACGCACAUAGCCGAAAUGAUGGAGGAGAUUUUCGAUGGAUACGUUCCGCAUCCGUUCGUGCCUCACUUUUCAGCUUUUCUAGACAAAUUUCGUGACUAUUUCUAUUCAGGGACACUGGAAAAGAUGCGCUGGACAUUCUGAUCUUCCACCAAUUUGGAAACUAUGUUGUCCAAAGAAUGCUCGAAAUCUGCUGCUCGUCGGUGCUCGGCGAGAGGUAAGAAUGGCAUGAAAUCUAGAAUCUGAAGGGAAAUGGGACAAUUUGCAGAAAUACGAUAAUCAACGGUGUGGAUUGUCGCGACAAGUUUGAAGGAUGGCUAAGCAAGCUCUACUUGCGAGCCAGAAAGGAAAGAGCUCGUCUCACUAGGUAAACAUUGGAAACUGGCUGAUAACCAUUAAAUUUUCACAGAUUCUCAUCCGGAAAGAAGAUUCUGGAUCAUCUGGAAAACAUGGAGAAGAGAUACAAGUUCAGUCCGUCCUUCGACGUGCCGCCGUUCCAUCCGAUGGCGUUCCCUAUCAACGCGUCCCCGACGGCCGACGUGCUCUCGGCGUUCUGUUCCUCGUCGCUCUUCUCGCCGUCAGCGACCACCAGUGAGUGGCCGUCUCGCAAGAAUUCGCAGCAAUCUGAGCAUCAAUUCGAUCCGAACUUCAACAACGUUCCCAAACUGUAA